AUGGACGCGUUACGACGUGCUGCCCAGCACUCGAGCGAAGACUCACCAACCUCUAUGACCUCCUCACUUCGUUCCAACAUCAAUCUAAGCAAUAAACUAUCUGCAAUCCUUGACCAGCAUCACAAUGAAACUGUGAUCAACGACCUGGACCUCAAUGAAAGCUCCUCACCUGACACCAUCCUAUCCCGCGUUCUCACCCCGAAAUCCUAUUCGAGUACGGUCUCCUCUUUUGCUCUCUUCCAACAGACCCAACAACCUCUUCCCUUUGUCGAGUACCGCGUCAUCGGUUUUGGCCAGUGUGGGCUCGUUUUCGAAAAGCCUGGGCAAGGAUACGUCCUGAAAGUUGCGAAACAUUCAUACGAGGACGCUUUAUGGGCCGACUUGAGAGCACAUUUACGAGUGCAAGAGGCCUUCGAUAACCCCCAAAACAGCCGCAUUGAAUGCCGCGUUCCGCGACUCUACUCUUAUGUCCCCAAGGGUAACAACGUGUGGUGGGAACGCAAUAUGAACCUUUUCCCUCCUGUCCACGACUCCAUUACCCUACCCGCCAUGACUUUGCUGAAUCGCGUGCGUUUGUCGCUGCAAAUCCUACAAAUCGUGACUGUUUGGCUCGCUUGUAUUUGGGUCGUCGUCGUCUCACAACAACCCCUCCCCCCGAACUUCACGCUUCGAAAUUUCAACCUUCAUCUCGACCAGAUGGUCGAUCUCAAGUAUCCUGUGCAUAGUCUGGCUACAGCCAUAGGCGAAGCUUUGGCCAUCAUCCAUUGGUCAGCCAACGUAGAUGCGUACGAUAUAGAAUUCGUCCUUGGAAGUGAAGGGGAUAGAAAGUACGGCCAAGAUGUCCUUGCGACUCUUAGAAUGAGUUCAGACGAUGUAGCCGCUAUGGCACCCCACACUGAUAUCGAAGCGCUUCUGACCGUGAAUUUCAUGCGCCGCACCACGCGGCUGUGGAUCCUGGAUUUCAAUCUUUGUAAUAGUUGGGAUGAAACUGCGGCAGUAAACAAUUCCGAAUCCCUUGUCGCCCAUCCUGUCGAAGCAUUCUUCGAAAACGACCCAUACUAUCCUUUACCGCUCAUGGAGGAUGUUCUGGAGCAGAACUUAUGGGACAUGUUUCGUUCCAGCUACAUUGCAAAGGCCAGUCAAGUCCUCCACGGAAGGGACGACCGGCUAGCUGGCCUUCCCCACAAGUUCAUCGACGGAUGUAUCCAGCGGGAGAAGGAGAGUCUCGAGAAGGGACUCGGUCAUGGAUACCGUGAAUUGAAGCAGUGA
Molecule: messenger RNA, 1269 nt
Organism: Penicillium waksmanii
Lineage: Eukaryota; Fungi; Ascomycota; Eurotiomycetes; Eurotiales; Aspergillaceae
Product: zinc finger protein
Exons: 2
Coding region: 1-1269 (422 amino acids)
Source: RefSeq, a predicted model, not a curated record